UUCCCGAGCUCCUGAACGCGGGUCCAUGGGGACCCGAGGCCCAGGGGGGUGAGCAGCGAGCACCUGCGCCCCGGGGAAGCCCUGUCCCCCCCCCCCCGCAUCUCCCCUCAAGCCCCGGGCCAUGGGGAGACCCGUGAGGCUGCCGCCGGAACAGCCCUGCCGAGAAGGCUAUGUGCUGUCUCUGAUCUGUCCCAACUUCUCCCAGGCCUCGUGUGAAAUCACCAAUGUGUCUCAGCUGCUCGCUUCAUCCGUCCUGCGCACAGACCUGAAUUCCAGCAUCACCGACUUCAGCAUUUCCUCAAGCGCAGAGAACAGAUACAGUCUUUAUGUGGGCUUGGUACUGGCCAUGAGCUCCAGCGUUUUCAUUGGCUCCAGCUUCAUACUGAAAAAGAAGGGUCUCUUGCAACUGGCCAACAAGGGCGUUACUAGAGCAGGACAGGGUGGACAUUCUUACCUCAAGGAAUGGCUGUGGUGGGCAGGAUUGCUGUCCAUGGGAGCGGGAGAGGCUGUGAACUUCGCGGCGUAUGCAUUUGCCCCCGCGACUUUGGUCACCCCCCUGGGUGCCCUGAGCGUUCUCAUAAGUGCAAUACUGUCUUCCUACUUUUUAAAUGAGAGUUUGAACAUUCAUGGGAAAAUGGGCUGCAUAUUAAGUGUACUGGGGUCAACGGUGAUGGUUAUCCAUGCCCCACAAGAAGAGGAGGUCACAUCUCUGCAUGAAAUGGAAAUGAAAUUGAGAGACCCAGGGUUUGUUUCCUUUGCCGUCAUUGUCAUUGUCAUCUCCUUGGUGCUAAUUCUGAUCGUGGCUCCCAGGAGAGGCCAGACCAACAUCCUGGUCUACAUCUCCAUCUGCUCUCUGAUCGGAGCGUUUUCAGUGUCUUCCGUCAAGGGCCUGGGGAUCGCCAUUAAGGAGCUGCUGGAGUGGAAGCCCGUCUACAAGAACCCCCUGGUCUUCGGGCUGCUGGCCACGCUCGUGCUAUCAGUGACCACACAGAUUAAUUAUCUCAACAAAGCCCUGGACACCUUCAACACGUCGCUCGUGAGCCCCAUCUACUACGUGCUCUUCACGUCCACGGUGGUGAUGUGCUCUGCCAUCCUGUUCCAGGAGUGGUACGGCAUGAAGGCUGCGGAUGUCAUCGGAACCCUCAGCGGGUUCUUCACCAUCAUCAACGGGAUCUUCCUCCUGCACGCCUUCAAGAACGCGGACAUCACCUGGAGGGAGCUCACCUCCACUGCCAAGAAAGACGUCCUUUCUCCCAACGGCACUCAGAACAGUUACGUUUUACUAGAGAACGUAGAUUAUUCGACUUCAGGACAUGAUGAUGAUGUCACUUUGUUUAGCAGGACUGAUGACCAGAAUCGCUAUAAACCUUGAACUUAACCAAUAGGAAACAUGUGAACAGAAGGAAGACUUACCCUGUGGGGAACGUUAGCAUUUUUAGUGGCACAUAAAUGUAUUUUGGGUAGCAGCGAGCCUUUGGCCACCAAAUUUGAAAAUCGAGUUUGGGUAUUAUAUUUUCCUAUAAGAUCUGUGACUUUCUACAUUUAUAACCACUGGAAUAGUUCCCAGGUAUAAAAGAAGUCAGAGGCCAUAUAUAUCUCAGGAUAAUCCUUCUAGUAACAGUGUGUUUGGCUGUGCCAGGUGGCUAGCCUUAGGCUCCUGGUCAUUCACUGUUAAAUACGCAGCGGUCAGUCACCAUUCUCUCUGACGAGUCAUUAAAACGGUGAAAUUUAAA
Messenger RNA from Jaculus jaculus (lesser Egyptian jerboa), 1733 nucleotides. It is a transcript of the gene Nipal1, whose product is annotated as NIPA like domain containing 1. Gene Ontology annotation, biological process: magnesium ion transport. NCBI's taxonomy places the organism in Eukaryota, Metazoa, Chordata, Mammalia, Rodentia, Dipodidae. Gene Ontology annotation, cellular component: membrane. The transcript has 6 exons. Gene Ontology annotation, molecular function: magnesium ion transmembrane transporter activity. The record is from RefSeq and is a predicted model, not a curated record. The coding region runs from base 122 to 1372 and encodes 416 amino acids.